UCUAGAUUCUGAACAAAAUGAAAGUUAUUUCAUCAAAAUGCUUUAUUUUAUUGACGUUAGCCACUUCAAGCUUGUUAACAUCAAGCAUCUUUUGUACAGAUGAAUUAAUGAUGUCCAAUUUUCACAGCAAAGAAAAUUAUGACAAAUAUUCUGAGCCUAAAGGAGACCCUGAGGGAGAAAAGGAAAGAAGUCUCAGUUUUGAAGAGCUCCAAGACUGGGGUCCAAAAACCGUCAUUAAGAUGAGUGCACCCCCAGUCAACAAAAUGCCACACUCAGCUGCCAAUUUGCCAUUGAGAUUUGGGAGGACCAUGGAAGACGAAAGAAGCACUGGGGCAAUGGCCAACCUGCCCCUGAGAUUUGGAAGAAAUAUAAAGGAAAGUAUCUCAAGACAUGUUCCUAAUCUGCCCCAAAGGUUUGGGAGAACAACGGCCAAAAGCGUCGCCAAGACACGGAGUGAUUUGCUCCAACAAUCCAUGCUUUCACCAUCUGCCAGUGAGUUACUCUACUCCAUGAACUGCCAGCCCCGAGAAAUCCAGAAUCCUGAUCAAAAACACCCAUGGUAAAUACCUGAAAACCAGUUAAAAUGAAUGGGCAGUUAUAUAUAGCUGGUCCAGAAACAUUAAAAA
This is a messenger RNA of Neofelis nebulosa (Clouded leopard), 626 nucleotides long. It is a transcript of the gene NPVF, whose product is annotated as neuropeptide VF precursor. The transcript has 2 exons. Lineage: Eukaryota; Metazoa; Chordata; Mammalia; Carnivora; Felidae. Gene Ontology annotation, biological process: neuropeptide signaling pathway; negative regulation of gonadotropin secretion. The record is from RefSeq and is a predicted model, not a curated record. Gene Ontology annotation, molecular function: signaling receptor binding. The coding region runs from base 18 to 563 and encodes 181 amino acids.